Messenger RNA from Labeo rohita (rohu), 3431 nucleotides. RefSeq names its product transmembrane protein 125. Lineage: Eukaryota; Metazoa; Chordata; Actinopteri; Cypriniformes; Cyprinidae. The record is from RefSeq and is a predicted model, not a curated record. The transcript is spliced from 4 exons. Bases 1650 to 2318 code for a protein of 222 amino acids.
CGGUUUUGCAACAAACAGAGCAGGUAACCCCGCGACGAUUUCCAGGUAGGAGCAUUUGCGAAGCAGAAUGAACGAACAUACAGGACGUUGUUUCGUGUUUUAAUUUGGCGUCAUUUAACGUCAGACCUUUGGACUAGAAGCUUCUUAUCGCUGCAGGUGUCCCGCUGGAGAAGAGCGGCGAGGUCACACACACACAAACACGCACUCCCAGCUGAACUACACGCUCCGCGAUCAGAGUAGCAAUGAGAGGAGAGACCACACCUCCGAGCGGAGGGCAAAAGUCCGGACUGAACGAGCAGUGCACCUGCAACGCCAUUCGCAAUGACAACCUGAUAUGGUCGGGAUUACUGUGCGACACUUACAUUAAACUUGAUAUCUCUUUCAGCUGAGCGCGUUUCUCCUCUCAGACGGAUUGGCUGUAUUUUUCUUGCUGUGUGUAUUUGUGGUUGAUGUGGUUCGGGAUGGUGUGCUGCCUGCCAGCGCAUCACAGCGGUGAGCUGCAGUGAGGGUUUGGAAUGAAAGAGUGUUCUUUAGAGGAAAGUGUGCUGAUGGAAGGAGAGGAUGUAAUGACACCACUGAGUCUAGAAGUGAAAUGAUGGAAUAAGAUAGUGACCUGUCUCUUCCUGGCCAAGAGAAGGACUCAGAGACUUGCUCCAUUGUUUUUGUCUAGCAACCAGGCAGAGAAGAGUAUGCUAGACAAGGCAUCAGCUGUUGUAUGGUGACCGGAGACAAGACAAGAGCCUGCUUUAUGAAUGCUGCUUUUUCAGAUACAUCAGAGACCUGCAGUCAGAGAUACAACAGCGUACCGCUUGACUAGAGAAUGAAUGGCGCGCUUGGCCUGCCACAAUGCUCAGCAUUCACACCUGUCGGGAAAGAUGCCGCUUGUUCUAAAUCUACAAGAAAACCACCAAGCUUCAAUAGCCAACAGCAACAUGAUCCAAGAAAGAGGAGGAGGUACACAGUCGGAAUGCUCCUAAACCUGAACACCUCUGUCCUGGUUUGUGGAUCACUCACACACUGACAGCCAGGGACAUUUUGCCUAUGAAAUAACCUCAGAGAGACCUUGCAGGCAAACUGACUGUGGACUGUUUUUUAAAUUGAGGGCUAAGUUGGACGCCUGUCCAGCCCCAAGGCUGCUACACUGACACAUCAGCCAUUUAGAAGUUUUUUCUGUGCCAGGCUAAAGGAAUCUGACUACUAAUAAUUAUAAUUGCUUUAAAACUAAAAAUUACAUCUUGCACACUGUCUGCUCCGCCUGGUUGUAUUCAGGCAGGCAGUCCUAUAAAUACAUUUUGGAGUCUGGACUGCAGUGACAUUACAAAACUAAAGAGAACAACUUCUCAAGGAGCCUUUGCGAAUCAAAACCAAAAGUCAGUAUAUUUUUAGAAAUUACUUUUAAGUAUAAGCUAAGGUGAAGGACACUAAUAAUAAGCUCAAAAAGCCCCAACCCUGAGGUGAAUAUAGAAUAUUUCCUUGCUAUUCUUUCUUUGGAAAUAACUGAGAGUAAACACACCAGUGAAUGAUAAACAACUCAUCUGCCACAUGGAGAAACACUUUCAUCUCAGACACUUUCUAGCUCUUUAGGGAACUCUAACCAGGUGUCCUUUCACAGCUGGGACCUGUCUUGAGCACCAUUAGCAGCGAACAUCAUGUCAGAGCUGGAGGACUAUUCCCCUCCUCGGGGCCACCUUCAUCCUGACCCAGCUCGCAUCCAGCAGAACCUCCUGGAGGAACAAGUGGAGCUCUGGUGGUUCAGCGAGCCUCGCAAAUCCCUAUUAUGCUACUGCGCUUCAGUGGCCUUGAUCUUAGGCUGCGGCCUGGGUGGCGUAGGCCUCCUUUCCACCACCACCAGCCUUUCCAGCGAAUGGCGACUGGGCGCCGGAACUGCUCUUUGCCUUCUCGCUCUGGCCGUCCUCCUCAAGCAGCUGCUGAGUUCCGCCGUCCAGGACAUGAACUGCGUGCGUAGCAGGCGCCGGAUCAACAUGCUAAAAAGCGGCGGUCUAUCUGACGUCCUGAUUAUGUUGAUCACGGGAAUCUCUCUGCUCAUUUGUGGAGCUGUCCUAUUAGAUGUGGCCCUGUCCUACCACAUGCCUAAACCUGGGAAGGCACUGAAUGACAUGUAUAUAUCCGGGAUGGUGAUGCUGGUGGGUGGGAGUUUUACAGUGUUAGCGGUCGGGAUUUACGCCGCAGUCGUUUUCCUCGUAGAGAGGUCGGGACCGGGACAGAGACGGUGGGAGAGGACAGUGGGGAUCUUCAGCAUUUCAGGCCAGAUGCAGGCAAGGAGAGAAACAGCUUCAAGUCUGGCUCAUCUGAUAUAACUGUGACUACAUAAUAAAUAUGCUGAACAGAAGAUGAAAAACAACACCCUGAUACUUUGCACUCUUUAAACUAGGCACAUCACAUGUGACAUUUACAAUUGCAUUUUGAUUCUCAUUUUGGCUCAAGAAACCAGGUAUUAAACAUUGAGGAUUUAAGCACAAAUAUUUAGCUUUCAAGUACAGUUAAAAGUACUGAAAAAGCACAAAAGCAAUUUUGUUUGAUCUUUAAGUGAUUUUUGGUAAAAUAUGCUGCUUUAUCUCCAACGCUAGUGGACAGCAACAAUACGUGCAUGUCCUUGACUGCUUUAUUUAUGUGGGAAACGGUGAGCAUACCGAGAGGUCGUCCAUCUUGGGAUGUCUUCAGCUUUUCAGCGACUUUGAUGUGUGAGCAAAUCGACUACUACAACUUGUGCAGGCAAUGCUAUGGAUCAAAUAAAGGAUCAGAAUGUCAAUCUGCAGAUGUGAACAUGAUCUGAUUUUAUUGGUGUGUGUGUUUUUUUGUAAAUGUUUCUAAUGAAAAGAGUGAUAUUUUUCUUUGUAGAAACACCGUGAAGUUGAUCUGGUAUAUAUGCUGGUAUUUUGUUGUGGAGAGCUUAUGAAAACAUUCAGAAACAGAUGGAGAUAAACAGAUGGCAGGUUGUAGCCAUUUAGUGGAAAUCAAAUUUCAAUUUGUAUGCAUAAUAAACAAACAUACAGGCUCUGCCUUGACAAGUUUGGAGAAAUUACUUUGGAAAAGCAAGCUGCAACAUAAAAUGGUGGACACAAUAAAUAUGUGAACGUGAGUACAUUUCAUAGCCGAAUAUUAAACCAAGUGGCAUUUGAAAACAUCUCAAUCAGACUUUUCACACAAACCAUUUAGCAAAAAUAUGUCCAUAGUAAAUGAAGUGCGCUACACCUGGGUUGAACUUAAAGGGAUAGUUCACCCACCCCCCCAAAAAAAAAAUUCUGUCAUUAAUUACUCAUCCUCAUGUCGUUCCAAACCCCCAAGACCUCUGUUUAUCUUCAGAACACAAAUUAAGAUAUUUUUGAUGAAAUCCAAAAGCUUUCUGACCCUGCAUAGACAGCAAUGCAACUGACAGACUCAACGCCCAGAAAGGUAGUAAGGACAUCAUU